AUGGCUGUCUGGGACAAGAAGGAAGGCCUGAGCCCGCAGCAGCACCAGCAGCAGGCGGCGCCGGCCUAUCGGUUGCCUUCGGCGUCAGACGCGGUCGCGAUCCCUGAGGCUCAGCAGCCACCGUCAGUGGGCGUAGACGCGGAGGAGACCAAGCCCUCGGCAGCCGUAAGUAUGCCUUGCGAGGGGGAUAGCAAGCAGGAGCUCGACGCGAGUCCUCGCCGAACGGUUCGUUUCCCGCAUCAACCGAUCUCGGCCAUCUGGGUAGCGGACUCCGUCCUUGACUACAACCGGAGGAGCAUCGUCGUCGACCUCAGCAAGACGCCGUUCGCCCUCUUCCGGAGGGAUGCAGUCAUGAUGAAGCAGGCCAGGACCUCGGUCGAUCCCUCGGCGCCGCUCCCCCCGCCCGGCCCUCCAGCGCUCUCUCCUCCCCAAGUAAGCGCCGCCGCCGCCGCUUGCCCUGCCCCUUUUCCGGCUCCCCCUGGAAGGUCCCCUGUGGGCUCACCUGAUGCUGCUGCUGCUGCGGACUCCGAUGCGUCACCAUCACCGCCUUCUGCCGAGCGCCGCCGCCCGCGCGGCGACAGGCUCGCUAAGCAGUGGGAGUCCGAGUCGAGCGAGAGCUCGGAGGGACACACCGAUCUCGAGACGGACGACACGGAGACGGAUUGGCACUCGGAUGCCGAUGACUGCUGCAGCGUCGACUCCGGGACGGAGGAGGCUCCGCCCUGCGUGGUCGUGCAGCAACAGCUCAGGCGCGGGAGCAACUCAGAAUCGGGCAGCCCGGCCUUCUAUGGCGUCUGGAAGCGGACGAGCUCAGAAGGGUACGAGGAGCUCCUCCUGAGCUCGGGCGUCCCGAAGCGGGCCGUGGCGAUGGCCAUGAAGAAGCACCCGGUGCAUAUCAUCGAUCACGACGGGAGCUACUUCAGAUUGAUCGUCAAGAACGGGCUAUCCAAAGUGGACAACACUUUUUUCAUCGGAGACGAGCCGAAACAGGAUAUAAUCGGCAAACAGAGCUACGAGGUCUCGAUGAACUGGGCGCAUCUUUCCGGACACGGUCACGAAGACGAGCUAGCGCUGACCAGCAUCUGCCACCAGACGGGCGAAGAGGUCAUCGCGAUCCGAUCUCUGCACGAAGGGGGAGACCAGAUGGUGUUGACCCAGAUCGUGCGCCGCCUCGCGGAGGGGUCCGAGGUCCGCGCCAAGCAUUUCUUCAAACGGGUCACGAGCAAAUCGGAGCUUAGGUCCGGUGGCAAGCAGCAGCACAAGCGGCAGAAGGGUCUGUCGUCGACCGUAGUGACUGUGCGAAGGAAAAAGUGAAAAAAGAUUCUAGCCAGACCAAAAAAAUUACCCCCCCCCCCCAAAAAAAAAAANGGGGGGGGGGGGGGGGGGGGGGGGGGGGGGGGGGGGGGGGGGGGGGGGGGGGGGGGGGGGGGGGGGGGGGGGGGGGGGGCGAAGGGGCACGUGUGUCUCUUAUCUCACCAAUGUAUUGGCUCGAUUGGCUCGAUAUGUUUUCUACUUCGCAAGUUUGACCUCAAGGCUGUUUUCUGCGUUGCGGAUGUAAUUUUCUGCGUUGCGGAUGUAAUUGUGCAUGAUUUCCCACCGUCUACGAUAGUUACGAUAGAUGUGUUGUGCACGGUGUGUGGCGACCUGUGAUGCUUAUUUCCCAGUCCCAGUGUAUGCCCCCCUGGCGCGUAUCGUGCGGGGUGCCUUUUUCUUUGCCUUGAGUGCGUCUGUCGUGCCGAUGGUGUCCGUCCGUCGCGUCCAGCUGGGUCAAAAUAUUGUUGCUGUUAUUGUGGUGUGACUCGGUGCUGGGGGCGGGGUGCUGACGGUGCGUGUGUUUCCUCUGGUUUGAGCGAGAUAUAUUGAGACAUCGCAGCAGCAGUUUGUAGCGCUUAAAGAAAUUUCGUGCUUAUGAAUUACCGCAAUGCAGUUCGGCGGUGCCGUCGAACGCGUUGUUAUAGAGGAGGUGUGGGUUCGUAUUUUGGUGACUGUUACCAAGUCGUGAGGUGUAUCACAACGUUUUGCAGUCUUCCGGGCAUGUAGUGUGUCCUGGUCUUCUUUUUUUUCAUGUGUCCCUCUAAUCGGUCCAACAAGUGGUCGUAGGGUAGACUGUCGUUCCAUGGCUGUUUCGGGGUUUACAUCCAGAAGAAAGUUGAACCUUAAGCGCCGCCACUCGUGGUGGUGACGGAAAAACUUCAGUCCAGCUCCGUUGCGCUGUCGAUGGAGGGGUCGGGGGACGUUGUGUGAAUAGUGGAGGUUGGUGGGCCCGACUCGUUUGACUCUUUGUGCAUGACGUCAAACGGGCGUGGCACUCGCCCAGCUGCGGUGCUGCCUCUUUCUCCCAUCUGCAUCAUUUUUGCCGCACAGUUGGUUCAUCAUGGACAGUUUGUGGUGCUUGGCCUUUUGAGACGGGAGAGAGUCGCGGGGUUCUCCAUUUCCGGGUCAAGUGUGGUUUAGGUGAAAAAACUGCUUCUGUUUUUUUGCUGAAAACUUUUGAUCGAAAUUUUCUGAAAUUUUGAAUCUUUGACCUGUUUUGAGCUUGUAGGAUAUUCCCUUGGGAAUUUGGUAUGCUUCCGAUAUGCUGCAUUUUUGGUUUGUCUCGCAUUAUCCGUGACGAUUUUCUGUCUUAUUCUCUUUUCUUUUUCGAAGAUGGCAAUUACCGUUUUACUGUCUCGUGUGUCUCGAUUGUAUGUUGUUGGCUUGAUUUUCGUCGGUUCAUCUGUAAUUUUUGUCUUCUCACCACGAUCGUCGAAAGGCAAGAAAAAUUAUUCGAUUUAUCUCAAGUUUUUGUUUUCAACCAGAGUCGUUUGUUCGUUCCAAACGAUUAUGGCGUGUUCCGUCAGGAGCGUAUGGGUCAUGACCGGCUCCCUUCUCUCCUCUUCAAGAUGGGGGGGUGAUGGCUGGGUUGAGCCACAUCGUCUCUGCAAACCCGUCGCCUCUCGUUUGUAGUCUGUGCAUCUUGUAUGCAUGUGCAUAGUCUGCUCGACGAAUGUUUUCCGUUUUCACCAUGAACAGGGAAGAUAAUUCAGAUGCUAUUUUUCCUUGUCCUGUGGAUCAUGAUUUGAGCUUCCGCAGAGUAGUUUUUUUGCCCCCCUUGGUGAAG
This is a messenger RNA of Ectocarpus sp. CCAP 1310/34, 3100 nucleotides long. The record is from the annotation of a GenBank genome assembly. NCBI's taxonomy places the organism in Eukaryota, Phaeophyceae, Ectocarpales, Ectocarpaceae.